AUGGCUUCGCGCUAUUUUGAUGCAAACACUGUACGACAACCUCCUGAGAUUAAUUUAGUUCUGCGUCCUCAGGGAUUGACUGGUGAUAAUGAAGUAUAUGCCAAAGUUGAUCUGUGGGUCAAGUGUCCACAUACUUACCCUGAUACUGUCCCUGAAAUACAACUAAAAAAUUCAAAGGGCUUGUCAAAUGAGAAAAUAAAUGAAUUAAAAUCCAGACUAGCUCAACUAGCAAAACAGUGCUGUGGAGAGGUGAUGAUAUUUGAACUUGCAGACCACGUACAGUCAUUUCUCAGUGAGCAUAAUAAACCACCUUCCAAGUCUUUUCAUGAAGAAAUGCUAAAAAAUCAUCAAAAAGAACAGGAAAGACUGGCUCAGGAGGAAUUGCGUAGGGCACAAGAAGUUAAGAGAAGAGAGGAGCAGGAGCAACGUGAAAUCCUUAAAGAGAUCCAGAAAAGGGAGGAAGAGAAAAGAGAAGAAAGAAAAAAGAAAGAGAUUGCCAAACAGGAACGUUUGGAAAUAUCUGCUCUGACAAGUCAAGAAAAAUCUCACAGGAGAGAUACUGCAGGAUAUAGAGUUGCUUCCAGUUUAAAUGGGAGCUGUUCGGAACAUGGAGUGAAUAAUAAACACCGCCCAAAUUCAGGUGGACGUUCAAAACGAGAACGCCAGCUUUCUGUUAGUAAUAAAGAAGAGUCCCCUGGGAAUUAUGAAGUUUUGAACUUCAGCACAAGUGGUGCUGGACAAUUUACUGUCCAUAAAGGAAAAUGUCUAGGCAAGGAUGAACAACUUGGUAAAUCGGUCUACAAUGCCUUGGAAAUUCGCAGUGGAGACUUUGUUUUAAUAUAUGAGUGGGUUCUGCACUGGCAAAAAAAGAUGGGAAGAUUUCUUACAACACAUGAAAUAGAGAAGAUUGAGAAGUGUAAAAAACAGCUUCAGGGUGCAGAAACAGAGUUCAGCUCACUGACGAAGCUAAGUCACCCAAACAUACUACAUUAUAAAUGUAUGAACCUUAAAGAACGGGACGAUUCAAUUGUGGUGGACAUUUUAGUGGAGCACAUAAGUGGUUGCAGCCUUUCUACAUAUUUACACAAAGAGACUCCAGUUCCAGUUGAGCAGUUGCGCCAUUAUGUGACCCAGAUCUUGUCAGCUCUCGACUACUUGCACAAUAAUUCAGUAGUGCACAAAGUUCUUUGUCCUUCAAGUAUCCUGGUAGAUGCUGAAGGAAACAUCAAGGUGACAGACUACAGCAUAUCCAAGCGCUUAGCCGAUAUUUGCAAAGCAGAUGUUUUUGAGCAAACCAAAGUUCGUUUCAGUGAGGAUGGUCUUCCCAGCAAACCUGGAAAAAAAGGAGAUGUAUGGAGUUUGGGCUUGCUUCUGCUUUCACUCAGCCAGGGCCAAGUAACCAAGGAAUAUCCAGUUGCUGUUCCUACCAAUUUACCUGCUGACUUCCAAGACUUUCUGGAAAAAUGUGUUUGCUUGGAAGAUAAGGAAAGAUGGAAUCCUCAGCAGUUGUUACAACAUAGUUUUAUCAACAUUCCACGAAUGAAAAUACCUGUAGCUGAAGAAAAUCUAGAUGAUUCAGCAGGUAUAGAUUGCAUCGAGACAGUUGUACCCAGCAGUCAGAUAUCCAGCGCUUCAUUCUCCACAGAAACACAGAGACAAUUUUCGCGCUACUACAAUGAGUUUGAAGAGCUAAAAUUACUUGGCAAAGGGGCUUUUGGAGCAGUCAUCAAGGUGAGAAAUAAGCUUGAUGGUUGCUAUUACGCUGUGAAACGUAUCCGCAUAAACCCUGCCAGCAAGCAGUUUCGGAGGAUUAAGGGGGAGGUAACGUUGCUUUCCCGCUUGAACCAUGAGAAUAUUGUGAGGUAUUACAAUGCUUGGAUAGAAAAACAUGAAAGUCCUGUUCCCACUGUGUCAUCAUCUGAAACAACCCAAGAGAAAAGAAUGCCCCCCAAAGCCGGUCUCUUCAUCCUUAGCACUGAGGAGACAAAUAACGUGGAAGCUAAUGCUCCUCCUCCAGUUUUGACAAGUUCAGUUGAGUGGAGUACUUCAUGUGAAAGACCCUCCAGCAACAAAUUCAGUGGAGCUGAUCAGGAGUCCAGUGAUGAUGAUGAUGAUGAUGGUGAUGGCGUGUUUUCACAUUCAUUUUUGCCAACCACAGAUUCUGAAAGUGAAAUAAUUUUUGAUAAUGAGGAUGAAAACAGUAAAGGUGAUCUUCCGGAUGAAGAAGGCAAUGAAAAGAAUGGCCAUGGAGGAGAGGACAGGACAUCAGUCAUUCACACAGUGCAUUACCUGUACAUUCAGAUGGAAUAUUGUGAAAAAAGCACGUUAAGGGAUACUAUUGACCAAGGAUUAUAUGAAGACACCAGUCGGCUUUGGAGGCUUUUCCGAGAAAUUUUAGAUGGAUUAGCUUACAUCCAUGAAAAGGGAAUGAUCCACAGAGACUUGAAACCUGUGAACAUUUUUUUAGAUUCAAGUGAUCAUGUCAAAAUUGGUGAUUUUGGUUUAGCUACAGAUCAUCCAGCAAAUGCAGCGGUCUCUAAACAAGAAGAAAAUCACUCGGAUAGCUCUGCUAUGUCUGACCCAUCAGGUAAUUUGACAGGGAUGGUUGGCACUGCACUAUACGUCAGCCCAGAGGUCCAAGGAAGCACUAAAUCUACAUACAAUCAGAAAGUGGACCUGUUUAGUCUGGGUAUAAUAUUCUUUGAAAUGUCUUACCAUCCAAUGAGUACUGCAUCAGAAAGGAUUUUUGUUCUUGGGCAGCUAAGACUGCCCACUAUUGUAUUUCCGAAAGACUUUGAUGAAGUGAAGCAUGCAAAGCAGAGAUCAGUGAUUACAUGGCUUCUGAACCAUGAUCCUGCAGCACGACCAACAGCUGUGGAGCUGUUAAAAAGUGAACAUCUUCCACCACCACAAAUGGAAGAGUCUGAACUCCAUGAAGUACUCCACCAUACCUUAGCAAACGUGGAUGGAAAGGCCUACCGGACUAUGAUGAAUCAGAUAUUUUCACAGCGUAUAUCUCCAGCUAUAGACUAUACUUACGACAGUGAUAUGCUGAAGGGUAGUUUUUCUAUUUGGGCAGCCAAGAUACAGCAGCAUGUAUGUGAGAUUGUCAGCCGGAUAUUUAAAAGACACGGAGCCAUCAAGCUGCAUACUCCACUGCUAAUGCCCAGAAAUAAAAAACUAUACGAACAUAAUGAAGCUUCGUAUUUCAUGGAUCACAGUGGGAUGCUGGUAAUGCUUCCUUAUGACCUCAGAAUUCCAUUUGCAAGAUUUGUUGCUAGAAAUAACAUAUCAAACUUGAAAAGAUACUGUAUAGAGCGAGUUUUCAGACCUCGGAAGUUAGACCGCUGUCAUCCCAAAGAACUCCUGGAAUGUGCAUUUGACAUCAUUACGUCUUCUGGAAAUAGCUUUUUGCCCAUAGCAGAAACAAUUUAUGCCAUUUCAGAAAUCAUUCAGGAGUUUUCAGUGCUACAGGAAAGAAAUUACAGUAUUUACUUGAACCACACUGCAUUACUGAAAGCUAUACUUUUGCACUGUGGGAUACCAGAGGAUAAACUCAAUCAAGUUUACAUCAUUCUGUAUGAUGCUGUGACUGAAAAACUAACUAAAAGAGAAGUAGAAGCCAAAUUCUGUAAUCUUUCUCUCACAUCAAAUAGUCUUUCUCGACUCUACAGAUUCAUUGAGCAGAAGGGAGAAGCAAGUAAUGUAUUUCCAUUUUUAAACACAAUGAUAAAACAAAAGCCAGGUGUCACUCAGCUGUUGAAGCAUGGCAUGAAGGAUUUGGAGGAAAUCAUUGGUCUAUUAAAGCAACUUGGAAUAAAACUUCAGGUUUCUAUAAAUCUGGGACUAGUUUACAAAAUACAGCAGCACAAUGGUAUUAUCUUUCAGUUUAUAGCAUACAUCAAAAGGAGACAAAGAACUGUACCUGAAAUUCUUGCUGCAGGGGGCAGAUAUGAUCAUCUGAUUCCACAAUUUAGAGGUCCACAGACAGUAGGACCAAUUCCUUCAGCUGUUGGAGUCAGCAUAGCUAUAGAUAAAAUAACUGCUGCUGUUUCCAGUGUGGAGGAUUCUGUUUCUGUCAGCUCGUGUGACCUGCUGGUUGUAAGUGUUGGUCAGAUGUCAAUGGGUAGAGCGAUCAAUAUUGUUCAGAAACUCUGGACUGCAGGAAUUCCAGCCGAAAUAAUGUAUGACUGGUCGCAGUCCCAGGAAGAACUGCAGGAAUAUUGCAGAUGCUCUGGAAUUACAUAUGUGGCUCUUGUGUCAGAUAAAGAAGGAAGCCAUGUGAAGGUGAAAUCCUUUGAGAAAGACAGACAGACGGAGAAAAGGGUUUUAGAAUCUGACUUACUAGAUCACCUGAUCCAGAAACUGAAAACUAAAAUCUGUGAUGAAAGAUGUAGUAGAGAAACCUCAGAUAAUCUUUCAGUACCAAAUCAAAAGGGAUCAUUUACUAAUAUUUCAGGUGUAUUUGAAUCACAUGGAACUCUUGUAGUGCCUAAUGUUAGUGUUAUAGCUCCUGAAAAAUUAUCUGCCAGUGCCAGGCGUCGUCAAGAAAUUCAGGUGCAAACAAGACUUCAGACAUUCAUUUCUGGCCUGCAACAGAAAACAAGUGAGAUUGAGAUUUUAGCAGUAGAUCUGCCAAAAGCAACUGUGAUACACCUCUUAUCAUUAGAGUUUUAUGGAGAUAGACAAGCCUUUGAUGCUACUGUGAGACAACUGAUGUCACGAUGGCCAAAACAGAGAUGUUCAUACUUACAAGCAAUUUGUGAUGAAAUUUAUAGUAUCAAAAUGGAAAAGAGGGUUCCUGCACUUAUCCUGUACAGUUACCGAGACGAAUACAAGGUUUUGUUUUAG
Molecule: messenger RNA, 4851 nt
Organism: Phaethon lepturus (White-tailed tropicbird)
Lineage: Eukaryota; Metazoa; Chordata; Aves; Phaethontiformes; Phaethontidae
Gene: EIF2AK4
Product: eukaryotic translation initiation factor 2 alpha kinase 4
Exons: 40
Coding region: 1-4851 (1616 amino acids)
Biological process (GO): regulation of translational initiation by eIF2 alpha phosphorylation; DNA damage checkpoint signaling
Cellular component (GO): cytosol
Molecular function (GO): protein binding; ATP binding; eukaryotic translation initiation factor 2alpha kinase activity
Source: RefSeq, a predicted model, not a curated record